Oncorhynchus gorbuscha (pink salmon) is the source of this 2047-nucleotide messenger RNA. RefSeq names its product ubiquitin carboxyl-terminal hydrolase 37-like. Gene Ontology annotation, biological process: G1/S transition of mitotic cell cycle; protein deubiquitination. Lineage: Eukaryota; Metazoa; Chordata; Actinopteri; Salmoniformes; Salmonidae. The transcript has 14 exons. Bases 198 to 1808 code for a protein of 536 amino acids. Gene Ontology annotation, molecular function: cysteine-type deubiquitinase activity; cysteine-type endopeptidase activity. Gene Ontology annotation, cellular component: cytosol; nucleus. The record is from RefSeq and is a predicted model, not a curated record.
CAAUAUGAUUGGGCGACGAGUUCUUUAUUUUAUGGUCAGUUCAUGUGGUUUGGGUGUGACAUUUGCUGCUAGUUCAAAUAUAACAUAUAUAAUGUUUCUCCAAACAGAAAAAGAAGUGCAGAGUUCGCCUCGGGAUUGGGAGCCGCUGUCCAUCGCCGUUCCCAAUCCCACCCAAACUGACGUCAUUGGAUGCCAGCAUGGUAACUGCGUCAGUUUGGAAAAACCGGGAGAAGAAGAACGUAAAGGAUCACCACCAACUUGAUUCUUCCUUUGUCUCUUCUUUCCAUUUGAAACCGUCUACAACAUCUCUGACGCCCCUCGACCCCUUGUCUGGCCGAACACCAAUCGGCACUCCAUCCCCCUCACCACACUCACCCUCUGGAUCCCCUGCCAGAUCCCCUUCCAAUCUCUCCAAGUUUGGCCUCUCUUCUCUCUCCUCUCUCCACAUGUCAUCUCUCUCUUCUUCUUCUUCUUCAGAGGAAGGAUCACAGACCUCCUCCCCUUUUAGUGCUUCUUCUGUUUCCCUGGCUGUCUCAACUCAGUUUUCCUCCUCUGCCACUCCCCCCAGUCCUGCCUGCCCUUCCUCCACAACCCACGUCUCCUCCCCUACCCCCCAGUCCUCCUCUCCAAACCCCCUGGACAACCAUGGAGAGACCAACAAAGACAGUGAGACUGCCAGAGAUCUUAUGAGCUCUGAGGUCAAAGAGGUGGGGGCAGUUGUUCCACAGACAAAGAGAAUGGUACCCCUAUUUUCUGGCAUCGCAGAGGCCUCCAUUGACCUGAAGUCUUCCUCUGUCUCCUUGGAGAGGCCAUUGGUCAGGUCUCGGGAAGCCAUGGCUCGCCUCCCCAACCUGUUCAGCAAGAGUAGCAUCCAGCUGGGGGAGCAGAGCUGCACAGGCGAGGGCGAAGACAACACCAAGCUCCUUGGGUUGCCUAAUAUUGGCAACACCUGCUUCAUGAACUCUGCUCUGCAGUGCCUGCUGGGGCUGCCAGCAUUUUGCAGAGACAUCAUGAGACAGCAGAACAUCUGGAGUUCCUCCCCCUCCUCUAAACUGCUAUGCUGCUUUGCCAAGUUACAUCAGGCCAGGCUUUCUGGAGGCACUGUUAAUGAUAAGAACAAGGAAAAUAAGAAAAUCCUUCAAACAGUCAAGAGCUGUCUUUCCGUUGUCAAUGAGGACUAUGAGGAAGACUAUGAACAGGAUGCCCAUGAAUGUGUGUUGCUCCUCCUCUUUCAGCUGAAGGAGGAGGGUAUGGCAUUAAAGGGCUCACCAGAGCCAUACGCCUGCCCCGUGAAGCAGUUAGAAUUCAAGCUGAAGACUUCCCGUACCUGCACCAGCUGUGGAGUUAUAGUUUAUGGUCAGGAGGAUUAUAAUCACCUGUCACUGAGCCUGAGCCAUGACCUGCCACACAGCCUGGACCUCUACUUUAAGCCAUCUGCGUUAGAGUGUGCAUGCAGGGUGUGCUCAGGAAGCACGGCAUCUGUGACUAGGCACUUCCUCACGCUGCCCCGGGUCCUAAUGCUUCAUAUCAAGCGAUUUACUGCAGGCAACUGGGAGCCAGAGAAGGUGGAUGAUCCCAUGUCCAUCCCUGCAGAAAUAACCCUCCCAGCCAAUUGUGGGAAGACAGCCCAUGUCCAGUAUGGAGCCAGGGCAAGCUCCCUGGGGAGAAACAACAUGGACAACACACCUGCAAACUCCCCGAAAGGCACCCUUGAAAGACCAGAGACACCAGCCAGACAAUAUCUACAGAUUGUCAAGUGUGAUCUCACAUCUGGGAGACAACAUGUAUACAGGCCACUACAUCAGUGAUGUUUUGGACAGCCGUGGCAGUGGGUGGCUCUGCCUGGAUGACGCACAUGUCUUGAGGACAGAUGAGGCCACUGUGCUGAAGGCGAUUGCACAGACUGCCUACAUCCUGUUCUAUGUCUGCAGACAUUGUAUGUACAUGUAAGAUCUCCCUGUCAUUUCUCAUUGAAGUGGAGCAGGUGAAGGAGACCAGGCCCCUCACUACCAGGAGAACCCAUCAUUAAACUAAGGGAGAGGCACAG